This is a messenger RNA of Suncus etruscus (white-toothed pygmy shrew), 2610 nucleotides long. It is a transcript of the gene AP1G2, whose product is annotated as adaptor related protein complex 1 subunit gamma 2. The record is from RefSeq and is a predicted model, not a curated record. Gene Ontology annotation, molecular function: clathrin-cargo adaptor activity. Gene Ontology annotation, cellular component: AP-1 adaptor complex; Golgi apparatus; membrane coat. Gene Ontology annotation, biological process: receptor-mediated endocytosis; intracellular protein transport; Golgi to vacuole transport. Lineage: Eukaryota; Metazoa; Chordata; Mammalia; Eulipotyphla; Soricidae.
CUCUCCCUCGGUCUCAGCGAGCUAAUUAAUGCUCCGCUCUUCCCUGGGUUUUGCAUUUCCACCAACACCCCCCUCCAGGAUGGUGGGCCUUUCGCUGAAACUGCAAGAUCUGAUCGAGGAGAUUCGCGGGGCCAAGACCCAGGCCCAGGAGCGAGAGGUGAUCCAGAAGGAGUGUGCCCAAAUCCGGGCCUCCUUCCGUGAUGGGGACCCUCUGCACAGGCACCGCCAGCUGGCCAAACUGCUCUACGUCCACAUGCUGGGCUACCCUGCCCACUUUGGACAGAUGGAGUGCCUGAAACUGAUCGCCUCCCCCAGAUUCACAGACAAGAGGGUGGGCUACCUGGGGGCCAUGCUUCUGCUGGAUGAGAGGCAGGAUGCCCACCUGCUCAUUACCAACAGCAUCAAGAAUGACCUGAGCCAGGGGGUUCCAGCAGUCCAGGGCCUAGCCUUGUGCACCUUGAGUACCAUGGGCUCUGCUGAGAUGUGUCGAGACCUGGCCAGUGAGGUGGAAAAACUACUCCAGCAGACCAGCCCCUAUGUGCGCAAGAAGGCUAUCCUGACAGCGGUGCACAUGAUCCGGAAGGUACCUGAUCUCUCCACCAUCUUCCUCCCACCCUGUGCCAAACUGCUUCAUGAGCACCACCACGGCAUCCUUUUGGGUACCAUCACACUGAUCACUGAGCUCUGUGAGCAAAGCCCAGCAGCCCUCAAGCACUUUCAAAAGGUGGUGCCCCACCUGGUGCAGAUCCUCCGAACUCUGACCACAACCGGCUACUCCUCAGAGCACAGCAUAGCCGGAGUCAGCGACCCUUUCCUGCAGGUCCAGGUCCUUCGUCUGCUUCGGAUUCUGGGCCGGAACCAUGAGGAGAACAGUGAGGCCAUGAAUGACCUGCUGGCUCAGGUGGCCACCAACACUGACACCAGCCGGAAUGCGGGCAAUGCGGUUCUGUUUGAGACGGUGCUGACUAUCAUGGACAUCCGCUCUGCAGCCGGCCUGAGGGUUUUAGCUGUCAACAUUCUUGGCCGCUUUUUGCUCAACAAUGACAAGAACAUCAGAUAUGUGGCGCUAACAUCUUUGCUCCGGCUGGUGCAGACCGAGCACAGCGCAGUCCAGCGACACCGACCCACCGUGGUGGAGUGUUUGCAGGAAUCUGAUGCCUCUCUCAGCCGGCGGGCCCUGGAACUGAGCCUUGCUCUUGUGAACAGCUCCAAUGUGCGGGCCAUGACUCAGGAGCUGCAGCGCUUCCUUGAGUCCUGUCCCCCAGAGCUACGGGCUGACUGUGCCUCUGGCAUCCUGCUGGCUGCUGAGAGGUUUGCCCCAACCAAGCGGUGGCACAUAGACACCAUUCUGCACGUGCUGACAACGGCUGGGACUUACGUCCGGGAUGAUGCUGUGGCCAACCUGAUCCAACUAAUUGGGGGGGCCCAGGAGCUACAUGCCUAUUCAGUGCACCGCCUCUACAGUGCCCUAGCAGAGGACAUUUCCCAACAGCCGCUGGUGCAGGUGGCAGCCUGGUGCAUCGGCGAAUACGGAGACCUCCUGCUGGCCGGGAGCUGUGAAGACACUGAGCCCCUUCAGGUGGAAGAGGAGGAGGUGUUGGCACUGCUGGAAAGGGUACUGCAGUCCCACAUAUCCCUGCCGGCCACCCGGGGGUAUGCCCUCACUGCCCUAAUGAAACUCAGCACCCGGCUCAAUGGAGACAACAACCGCAUCCGCCAGAUAGUGUCCAUCUAUGGGAGCUGCCUAGACGUGGAGCUGCAGCAGCGAGCCGUGGAGUAUAACAUGCUCUUCCGGAAAUACGACCACAUGAGGGCUGCCAUCCUGGAGAAGAUGCCACUUGUAGAGCGAAGUAGCUUUCAGAAUGAGGAAGAAGAUCAGGAGAGCCAGAGGGAAGCGGCCCCAAUGCCCACUGAGCCCCAGGACUCGAAGCUCUUGGAUCUCUUAGAUCUCCUGAAUGAUCCUUCUGGAGAGGUCCAGCAGCCACCCCUGCUGGCCCCUUCCCCAGGAGGCACCGUUACACAUCUCCUGGACCUUCCCUGUGAGCCUCCAUCCCUGGCUCUUACCCAGGAUCUCAGAGUGUUUGAGCGUGAUGGGCUGCAGCUGAAUCUGUCUUUCGUCCGACCCCCAGAGACACCUGCCCUGCUCUUAAUCACUGUCACUGCUACCAAUACCUCAGGGGCUGAUGUCACCCAUUUUAUCUGCCAGGCAGCCGUGCCCAAGAGCUUCCAGCUGCAGUUGCAGGCUCCCAGUGGGGACAUCGUUCCAGCCCAGGGUGGCCUGCCAGUGACCCAGCUCCUCAGAGUCCUCAAUCCCAACAAGGCCCCUCUGCGGCUCAAGCUGCGCCUCACCUACAAUCACUGCGGCAAGUCGGUGCAGGAGAUCUUCGAGGUGAACAACCUGCCAGUGGAGACGUGGCAGUAACUCAGUGCCCCCUGCCCACAGUCCCUGAAAUCGCCAGCAGGGGGCGCCUUGGUCCCGCAUGUCCCCUACCUAUUGAUAACACCCAAUAAAGCCUGAGGGGGGAGUCAUAUUUGGGUAGCCUUGAGUGAGAAAUCAUCUGAAUAACAUCUAGGGACCAGCCUCUGAGAAAUGAAUGUAUCUUUCUCUGA